AUGAGACAGGUUAGUUAUACUUCUUUGUAUUCUGAUACUGUCAAUGUUGCAGCACCUUUCAAUAAUGUCAAUAAAUACUUAGAUCCUACUAAAGGGGAAAUUGAUGCUCAGCAAGGUUCUGUCUCUAAUAUCGAGUUGUUUAAAAAUCUGAUACAGUAUAAAUUAAAGGAUGACAAAUAUCAGAUUGAGAAAACUGACAAGAAUUGGUUAGAUCAAGUUUUUGAAGGUUCUAAAAUAUAUUAUGGAUUGGAUGAAAUUCUAUGGGGAAAGUUCAUGGUAUGUGUUCAAUGUGAUAAACUUAAUAGGAAACAGACCGUGUUAAUAUUAGAUAAACUUGGGGUAACAUUUUCUGAUGUUAUUGAUGUCUCUAACGAAUCUCAAUUUUAUCCUGCAAUUGAAAAUUUAGAUCCCAAACAUAAUAAUUCUUUGGAAAGAAAGUGUAUUGCUGUAGCACUAUUACAGAAAUAUUCUUUACUUUCUGAAGAAGAGAUUAGUAAAAUUAAAUCUACAGUGGUUAAAAAUAAUUAUGAUCAAAUACAUGCUGGUGAUUUAGCCAGUAGAUGUGAAAUUCUAGAAACUAAAGAUGUGAAAAAAUUUGGAGAGACUAUUUUAAAUACAGGUUUACUUCAAGAUAGAACUGUUAAAUCUACUUUGAUGGACGUGAUCUAUAAAAAUGAAUCGACUUCAAUCGAAUUGAAUAAUAGACUGGUUUAUCAUUUAGGUGAACAACUUGAACAAUUAUUCAAUCCAUUGACAGAAUAUUCCCCAGAACAAACAGAAUAUACUUAUAAACCACCAGAAGAGGAAAAAAUUGAUAAUACUGAUUCAGAAUUAACAAAGGCCAUUUGUAAUGAACUCUUACAAUUUCAAACAAAAUUUGCAUUGAAUUUAGUAGAUUUUUUACAAAACUUUUUGAUUGCAUUAAGAGUCGAAGUCUUAAAUGAAAAAAUUAAUGGUUUAUCAACAGUAAAGUUAAAUCGUUUGUUUCCUCCAACAAUAGAUGAAGUCACCAGAAUCAAUUGUAUAUUUUUAGAUUCAUUGAAAGCUGCAAUACCAUUCGGUGCUUUUGAAGUUUUAAAGGCAUGUAGUGUCACCAUUCCAUAUUUUUAUAAGGCUUAUACAAGACAUGAAGCGGCAACAAAGAAAUUCAACAAAGAUAUAAAAUUAUUCUUAGCUAACUUUGGAAAGCAGAUUCCUUCACCACAAGUUUAUACGGAAAUGAAAAUAGAAACAAUUAUUAAAGGGCCACAAGAGAAGCUUAUGAAGUUGAAACUAAUAAUGGAUAGACUGUGGGAAUCUCAAAAAUGGUCAGAUGAAGAAAAGGAUAAAGCAAAAGAAUACUAUGAUAACAUAAUUGAGAUUAUACAUUCAUUUGGUACAUUAAAGGAACCAAUCAGUUCAUACAGUACUAGAGUCUUCACCCCUUCAGGUAAAAUCUUAACUGAGCUAGCCAAAAAAUGGCCAGUCGAGUUACAAUAUAAAUGGUUAAAAAGAAGAGUUGUUGGUGUAUUUGACGUCGUUUUAGGCCCAGAAUUCAAUGACAGAGGUCUUUUGGUAAUAUUCAGUGAUUACAUUGUAUUCUUGGAUAUUAUGGAUGCUCAUGAUUAUUAUAACGAUAAGGAAUCUAAUAAACCAUGGUUAGCUAACGUUUUAAUGAACUCAUUAAUCAAUGAAGUACCUCUUCCAUCUAAGAUACCAACCUUAAAUGUUUCUAACUAUUGUUAUAUCGAUAAGGUGAUAGUAUCGGUAUAUGAAAGAGACAUAAUAAGAUUCGAUUCCUUCUACGAUUCAGAUCCAUUUUCGAUAUCAUGUAAAGUUAUUUCAAAAACAACAUCUACCAAUUUAGUAGCCGAUUUGAUAACAAAGGCAAAAAUUUUGGAGAAAGAUACAGCAUUCCAUUUAUUUAGAGCAAAUGAAAAUGGAAUUCUUCUUUAUUCGACUGCUCAUGAAAUUGAUGCAUAUGAGAAGGAAAAGAUCAAAUCUAAUUUCUCACUAUUUUUGAAUAUAGAUCCUUCCGCUGAGUUACUUGAUAAUUAUAAUAUUCAUGUGGCGUUUUUUGCUAAGUUGAUAGAUAGACCAAAUGGAGAAACGAUACAACUAGAUAUCUUGACGAGAGAUAACAGAAAGUAUCAGGUAAAUAUUUCGCCAGAUAAGUUAAUUCCAGAAAUAUUGCACCAAUUGUCUUACGAAAUUCCGAUCUGUUAUUCCUCCCUUCGUUCGAAUAAUUUUUCAGAUUUAUUAAAUAUUAAUAAAGUCAUAAUAUCUAACCUCAUUACUGGAUCAGUUGAUAAGAAAGAUAUUGUAGACGAACCUAAUGGAAAGACUUCUGCAGAUUCUUUCACUAUGAUCCACUCAAAACAUAGGUCCUAUGGCUCGAUUACCACAUUUAGAAGUUAUAAAAGUGAUAUGAAGGAUGGCUCAGCAGAACCAAUCAAGGAAAAAGUUGAUGCAACAACACCAAUAGAAAACAAAAGAGAUACAAUAAGGACACAACCUCAAACAAUCUUGAAAGAUUCUGGUAAAACAGUCCCCAAAACAAAAACAGUUCAUUCUCAGAAACAAGCGGUUAAAACAGAGGUCAGUGCCGCCAAAGAGAUAGAGAGACCAAGAAAGAGUAACGUGAAGGAUAACAAGAAGAAAGAAAAACGUAAAAGUUUUGUUGGAGCAUUUAUAGGAUUAUUUGGAAGUAAAGAAAAGAAGAACAAAUCCUCUGAAAGGAAUAAUAAUGUUAAAUCAAAAGAAGGUUCAAAAUCAUUUUUGAAAAGGAAACAAAAACAGAAAGCAUCUAAAAAAACUAUAUCAAAACCUCAAGCUAUAGAUAAAUCAGGUGAAUCAAAUAAAAUAGCUGAUAAUAACCUGAAUAUAGCAGAAAGAAAUAAUAAGAGUAGUGAGAGACAUGAAGAUAAAAUUGAGGAUUCUGAACAACAAAGGGUUUCAUCUGUGAUUAGGAACAAAGAUUAUUAUUCUUCAAAAGAUAAUCAACCAGCUACAGUUGAAAAGGCUGAAAUGGUAAAUAAAAGGACUGACAACAAGGUAAUAGAACUUAAGAAAUCAGAAAUAUUAACUAAAGAAGUAGAUGGAAUUCAGAAUAAUUCUAAAAUUUCAACAAAGGAUAUUUUUGAUAAAAGUUUCAAUGAUGACUUAUUUGGUAAUUAUAAAGUAGGAAACGACACAACCGUAGAUAAAGUAAAGGAACAAAAUAAUCAAGAUUCAAAUCCAAAUACAGAGAACCUAAAACAAAAUACUUCAUCUAAGCAUGUUCCAAUUCAAACAACGAUUCCAUGGGCAAAAGAUAUUGACACAUUAACUUUUGCUUUAAACAUCACAAAAGAGGAUAAUAAUUCUAAAUUAGUAGACACCGAUGAAACUUCGAAGAAUGAAAUUCAUACAGAAAAGGCAAUUGAACAAACUUCUAAAUCAGACUCAAAAAUUGGUACCAUAGUCGACAAGGAUAAUGAAGAUGCAAUUUUAGUUGAAAAGAAUAUAAGAAUGAAAGAUCAAUCAAUAUUCCCAGUAGUGCCUAAAUUAAUUCAAAAAAAUAUUGAUUUCUCAAGAUCUGCAUCUUAUAAGGAAUUGUUUGAAAUUACCAGAUUAGUUCUAGAUGAAUUAGAUGCCCAAUAUAACUGGAAGAGAUUAAAACAAGAAGCGUCACUAUCAGAAAACCACGUAAUAAGUGCAUCAUUUGGAAGCACCGAAGAUUUAGUAGAGACUGAAAUCGAAUCCAAAAAAGAUAUUGACAAUGUCACACCUGAAGUUGUUAAAAGUUCAGACUCCAACAAGAUAUUGAAGAUUUCAGAUAUCCCAAUUUUAGAACCAGACAGUUCUCUUGAUAACUCUGAAAUAACGAAGGACUUUCUAAAUGAUCUAGAAAAUAUUGUAGAUGAUGUCUUAAAGUCAAAUGAUUUCAAAAAGCAGUCACCAUCUAUUCAAAAUCAACAUAAAGUUUUCAAAGUUAUUAAGACUACCUCCCCAACAAUGGUGAAUAAAAAUUUUGAUAAAAAAUCAUCAACUGAUUCAAACUCUGAUGCUAGAUCUAAUGAGAUCCCGAAAAAGUUACUUCCAUCGGUUGAUUUGGUACCAGGUAUUAAAUUGGAAGAUGAGGAAGAGGAAGAAGAUCAGUAUUUGACACCUUCAGCUGAACCAUCUGCCGUUUUUGAGCAAGAUAUGGAAAAUGAAACCUCAAAGGAUUCAUCAGAUGAAUCGACAGUGAAUGAUACAAAUAAAAGUGUAAGAGCAGAAAUUCUUGAAGAUUUGAAUUUCAGUUCUUUCCAUAUGUCAUUUGACGAUUCUAAGGAGAAUGAAGUUGAGAAUAGUGUAAACUUGGGUGCAAAUUCUGAAUUAUUGAAUCAAUUAACUAAGAAGAAUGACACCUUCCAAAGUCCAUUUGCUGGUCAAGCACCAUUAAUAUAUAGACUUCCGAAGUCAUCACCAAUUAAGAAUACUGCGAAUAAUAUUUCAGGAGCUAAGAAGCUUAAUAGAGACGACAAUGAUGCUAUCUGGGUAUCCCCAAGCAAAAUUCCGUUUUAUGACUUUAAUGGAAAGCCAGAAUCAAAUGUGCAAGGAAAAAAAUCAAAAGCUGCUGUUCAAGAACAAUUAACAAAUUUGCAAAUAUCUGGAAAUUCUAAUAUGAAUAAAGAUAUCUCAUAUACCUAUUUGGCUGGAUUUAUUGAUUCCCCAGAUUUAGGAGAAUCCAAUUCAAAUAGGCUUAAAUUUAAAGAAUAA
Messenger RNA from Vanderwaltozyma polyspora DSM 70294, 4722 nucleotides. RefSeq names its product Bud3p (gene BUD3). The coding region runs from base 1 to 4722 and encodes 1573 amino acids. The record is from RefSeq and is a predicted model, not a curated record. The transcript has a single exon. Gene Ontology annotation, molecular function: guanyl-nucleotide exchange factor activity. NCBI's taxonomy places the organism in Eukaryota, Fungi, Ascomycota, Saccharomycetes, Saccharomycetales, Saccharomycetaceae.